Messenger RNA from Danaus chrysippus (African queen), 1632 nucleotides. The record is from the annotation of a GenBank genome assembly. Lineage: Eukaryota; Metazoa; Arthropoda; Insecta; Lepidoptera; Nymphalidae.
AUGAAAAUGGAAGGGGAAUCUACAACAGUAAAGGAAAAUUUAAAUGAGUGGAGAUUUAGUCUGCAUCCGAAAUAUAUAUUGCUACCUAUUGAUGAGAACCAUGAUCAAGUUAAAAAUAAUGUUAAAAACGUCAUAUACUCCGAGGUUAAUGCAGUUACUCCGCAUCCGUUAGAAAAAAAUUUACGUCUCGUAUGUUCUUCUGGAGAUGCACUUACAAAUAUUCUUGAUAUGUCUCCCGAGAUAGUAAAUACGGGUGACUUUCUUGAAUUUGUUGGAGGAAGAAGAUUGCCCUGUGGAUCUUUGCCUGUUGCACAUCGGUAUGGCGGUCAUCAAUAUGGACUGUGGGUGGGUCAACUUGGUGACGGUAGAGCUCAUUUAAUUGGUGAAUACGUGAAUAGAUUAUGCGAACGUUGGCAAGUACAGCUGAAGGGCUCGGGUCUAACGCCUUAUUCAAGAUCGUAUGAUGGUCGUUGUGUGCUGCGCGCCGCCAUCAGAGAAAUGGUUGCCAGCGAGGCAAUGUUCCAUUUGGGCGUGCCAACUACACGCACUGCUGCAGUAGUAGCCAGUGACGAUACAGUAGUACGUGAUUUGUACUAUUCGGGAAAUCCCCACCGUGAAAAAACGGCGAUUUUAUUAAGAUUAUCACAGUGUUGGUUUCGCUUUGGUUCCUUGGAAAUCUUGGCAAAAGGUGGAGAACUAGCUAUUUUGAAGCAAGUGACUGACUUUAUAAUUAAGGAACACUUUCCUGAUAUUCAUCUCUCAGACGAAAAUAGAUUUAUUCGUUUAUUCUCCGAGAUUGCACACAGAUCUCUGGACUUAGUAGCUAAAUGGCAAGGUUUAGGUUUUACCCACGGUCUUUUAAAUACGGACAAUAUGAGUAUUUUGGGGGUUACCAUGGACUAUGGUCCUUUUGGUUUCGUCGAUUCUUAUGAUGGUGGCUUCGUCUCAAAUUCAUCAGACGGUGAAGGACGUUACUCACUGUCAAAACAACCAGAUAUCGUGGCGUGGAAUAUAGGCCAGCUAGCGAAUGCUUUGAAACCGCUAUUGUCUUCGUCACAGCAAGUGCACAUGACACAUAUAUUGAAGACAUUGGACACUUAUUGCAAGAAUAAAAUAUUGGAGACAUUCUUAAUGAAAAUUGGUCUAAAGAAGGAGCGCUGGGGUGACGAAGAAUUGGUAGAAAAAUUACUAGAUAUGAUGCAGCAUACUGGAGCGGACUUCACCACUACCUUCAGACAGCUAUCUGAACUAGAACCUCACGAAAUGGUUACUGGAUCUAAGUUGGAAGAAAAAUGGUCGCUAAAACGACUAUCUUCUCAUUCGUCGUGGGGAUGCUGGUUGGAUCAAUAUCGAGAAAGAUUGGACAAAGAGUCUGUUGAUAGCAGCAGUUCUUGCGUGUUUUCUGUGGAACGUGUUCGUCGUAUGCGCUUGGUCAACCCCGCGUAUGUUCCGCGUACUUGGCUUAUACAUGAAGCUAUACAAGACGCGGAAAGAGACGAUUUCACUAAGUUACGGUUUCUCCUACAAGUCAUUCAAAAUCCGUACGAAGUGCAGCCAGAGGCGGAGGCAAGAGGUUUUUCGAACCAGCCUCCACAAUGGGCUUACGCUCUGAAAAUAAGUUGUUCUAGUUGA